Molecule: messenger RNA, 939 nt
Organism: Diaporthe citri
Lineage: Eukaryota; Fungi; Ascomycota; Sordariomycetes; Diaporthales; Diaporthaceae
Exons: 2
Coding region: 1-939 (312 amino acids)
Molecular function (GO): hydrolase activity, acting on carbon-nitrogen (but not peptide) bonds, in linear amides
Source: RefSeq, a predicted model, not a curated record
AUGGCACCCGCCUAUAAAUUUGCGCUGAUUCAAAUGCAACCAAAGGUCAUCGACCCGGCAGCAAACUUCGCAAAAGCAGAAUCAGAGAUCCGCAAGGCCGCGGAAAAUGGCUGUCAUGUCGCCGUCCUGCCAGAAUACCACCUGACAUCCUGGGUGCCAGAGCACCCAGACUUCAUCGCAUCCUGCGCAGAAUCAGAAGCCUACCUUCCCAGGUACCAAGCCCUGGCCCGCGAGCUGAACAUCAGCAUAGUCACCGGGACGAUCUGCGAGUCGCACCCGGCCAGCGCGCACGCGCCGCCCCAGCCGCAGGACGACAACAAGUCCAGGGCCGCGCUCCUGGCCGGCAGGGAGCUGCGCAACAUGGCGCACUUCGUCGCGGCGGGGACGGGCGACCUGGCCGGGAGCUACCAGAAGAAGAACCUGUGGCACCCGGAGCGGCCGCACCUGAGCCCCGGGCGCCACGAGCCGCACGCCGCGUUCGACACGCCGCUGCGCAACGCCGACGGGUCCCCCGUGCGCGCGGGCCUGCUCGUGUGCUGGGACCUUGCGUUCCCGGAGGCGUUCCGGGCGCUUAUUGCGGAUGGCGCGCAGAUCGUGAUCAUCCCGUCGUUCUGGCUGGUCACGGACGUCGAUGAGGCGGGGCUCGCGCUCAACCCGGACAGCGAGAGGGUGUUUCUCGAGACGGCCGUCGUGUGCCGCGCGUUUGAGAACACGGCUGCUGUGGUGUUUUGUAACAAGGGUGGGUGCAGCCAGGUCGCCCUGCCGAUUGUGGGGAAGGUGAGGAAUGAGGGUGGUAAGGAGCUGGGACUGGACGAGGACGGGACGGUGUAUGCUGAGGUGGCCCUCGAUGUCUUGAGGAUCGCUGAGGAAAACUACAAGGUGAGGGAAGAUAUCAAGGGCAAGGGGUGGCACUAUGGGUAUGAGCUGGUUAAGGACUAG